Molecule: messenger RNA, 4755 nt
Organism: Symbiodinium necroappetens
Lineage: Eukaryota; Dinophyceae; Suessiales; Symbiodiniaceae
Source: the annotation of a GenBank genome assembly
AUGGAUUUCGGCUUGCCCAGCCCAGCGGCCAAGGAGGAUUCAUAUUGGUGGGAGAAAGCCGUCCUCGUCUUUGUUAUGAUUGUGUAUAUGAUUUUCCCUUUAGUGGCAUUCAUCAAUCGUCGCCAACGACACGCUCAAUCCAGAGUGUCUGAUGCAAUGCGUGAGUGCGAGAAUUGUUCGGUGGAUUUAGCACACAGCCUUGUGCCAGAGGCAGCUCUUCCGGAAUACCGGUUUCGAGGGAUGCGCCUCAAGAUGUCAGCGAUUCACGUUGGCUUCGACAAUGUCGGCGUGAAGUUGAAGUCUAAUGGACGUUGCAUAUUGGAAGGUGUCACCGGUGCCUUCCGUCCUCGAAAGAUGGCUGCGAUUAUGGGCCCGUCCGGUGCAGGGAAGACGACCUUCAUGAAUGCGAUUUGUGGCCGAGCAUACUACGGGACCGUGAGCGGCGAGAUCCGCAUUAACGGGCAUGUCAGCAGCAUAGCUGAGAUCAAGGAGCUGAGGGGCUUCGUUCCACAAGACGACAUCGUGCAUGAACACCUAACGGUUCGUGAGCAGCUCUACUAUUCAGCAAGGCUCAGGAAUCGUGACAAGACGCCAGCCCGCGUGAUUGACUACAUUGUCGAAGACGUCCUAAACGUCAUGCACUUGACAGAUGUGCAGCACAGCAUAGUCGGCAAUGUGGAGGAGACGCGAGGCAUAAGCGGCGGCCAACGUAAACGGGUCAACAUUGGUUUAGAACUCGCAGCACGGCCGACGAUCUUGAUGUUGGACGAGCCGACGUCUGGUCUAGAUGCCACGACGGCCCUGGAUAUCAUGCGCUCGCUGAAAACAUUGUCAGAGAUUGGCAUGACAGUGGUCAUGGUGGUGCACCAGCCGCGAUACUCCCUAUUUACCCUGUUCGAUGAGGUGCUCCUCCUGGGGUUGGGAGGGCAGACAGUCUAUCUCGGCAACAGCAGAGGCGUUCUGCCGUAUUUCACCAGCUUGAAUUUCAACAUGCCUGAGCAUGAGAACCCUGCCGAUUGGUUCAUGGAUGUGAUUUCAGGCAAGGUGAAGAACGAAGCCAACCCGAACCUGAAGUCCGACGGGCUUGCAGAAGUUUGGGCUCAGCGUUUCACCGAGAUUGUCGUUGAAUCUGGUGAGGAAUCUCAGGUUCGAAGAGCCGAACUGUUCACCUUUUCUAAAGCUCUGGCUGCCAAGUUAGCAGGCGCAGGCCUGGAUUCGGACACCAUUACCGAAGAGAACUUCCUGAAGCUCUUGGAAGAGAGCGGGGUGCAGGAACCAUCUUCCGAUGCCCUUCGGGAGUUGAAGGCUCGUAUCGGAUUCGAGGGAAACUCAGUCUCCCGGGAGCAGCUCUCUAGCUUCCUCUAUGGAUUGAACAAUGCCUUCUCCAGCGACGCGCUCAGCGAUAUUGCCAAUGUUCAGAAAGAAAUGGAAGCUUCAGAGGCCUCUGCCAGCACGGUCGGGAGCGUCAAAGUCAGCCAGGAGAAGAUGUCCGGAAAGCGCGCACGCUUGUGUGCACAGUACCCUGUCCUACUCCACCAAAACAUUAUUCGGUGGAUGAGGCUCUGGAAACAUAAGGCAUUCAGUUUGGCGUUGAUGUCGCUGGCUGCAAUUGUGUUUGGCAUCCAAUGCAAGGACAAGCUUACACCGGAGAACGUCCUCUGCCCCAUCAAGAUCAACAUCUCGCAUGUCGCUAUUGGGCUCCUCAUGGGCAUUGCUUGCCUCCCGAUCUUCGGAUCUGAUCGCAUGGUGUUUUGGCGGGAGAGUGCAAGUGGCAUCAGGGUGAGCGCAUUCUUCUUGUCCAGGGUGACAGUCUUCCUUUUCGAUGUGCUUGUCUGGACCUACGUGUUCACUGCAGUUUGGAAGGUAAGCUCCGAAGCUCCAUGUGGGUAUUGGCUUUGGCUGGUGGCCUUACGCAUGACUGCAGUCAGUGCAGCAGGCAUUGGGGUUCUGAUUUCGACCCUGAUCCCCAAGUCCGGUUCGACAUUGGCAACAGCUGUGGUUUUGCUCAUUAUGGGAGGUGCCAUCAGUGAACCUCAAGUUGUUGCAGAAGCGAAAGGAAGCUUUAAUGAAGUACUAGCAUUCCUUUCCCCAUUCACGUGGACAUCUGGACAGAACUACUUGGCAGUUAUCGCAGAGUUCGGGGGCGAGGAUUACGUGAACAUCUUCGCCCUAGACAUGAUGGAUGGCUACCGCAAUGUCCUGCUGUCCAUAAACCUGGGCGGCCAGAAUUUGGAUUACCUUCCUGCAGCAUACAUUUCCUGCAGCAUUUUCGGUGUUCUCGGGUUGACUUUUGGGAGGCUUUGCACCGCAAUCGCCUUGGCCAACCAACUUGUGAGUGGGCCCGUCGUGUCCCGACAUAAAGAGGCGACGGGGUUAGAUAUGGAAGCGGCACAAGCUUGGGAGCUGUGCGUACUCUUGCUUGUAGCUGCUGGAUAUGUUGCAAUCAUUGUGAACUCUUUCCUGAACCGUAUCGGGCGCAAGCAGCAGUCCAGACGCUCAGAGGUCUUGGCAGAGUGUGAGCGCUGUUCAGUGGAGUUGGUGCACAACCUGGUGCCAGAUGCCACUGUGCCAGAUUACCGGUUUCGCGGCAUGCAUCUGAAGAUGUCCUCGAUCCACAUCGGAUUCGACAACGUGGGUGUGAAAUUAAAGUCCAAUGGGCGGUGCAUUCUCGAGGGUGUGACAGGCGAGUUCCAACCCAAGAGAGUGGCGGCCAUCAUGGGACCAUCUGGUGCAGGCAAAACAACAUUCAUGAAUGCUCUCUGCGGUCGGGCAUACUACGGGACCGCCGCAGCAUUUGACAGUGUCAGUUUGCAAAGUCAUGUAGAGGGCAACGUGACAGUGAGCGGGGAGAUUCGGCUGAAUGGUCGGCCGGCCAGCAUUGCCGAGUUCAAGCCGUUGAGAGGAUUCGUUCCUCAGGAUGACAUUGUCCAUGCUCAUCUGACUGUUCGCUUCUCGGCUGAACGCGAGCAGAUCUUCUACUCUGCCAAGCUGAGAAAUCCAGAAGGAACAGCCCCGGAAGUCUUGGACAGCAUCGUCGAAGAUGUCCUAAAUGUGAUGCAGCUGCUUGACGUUCAGCACAGUCUGGUGGGAAAUGUGGAGACUCGUGGCAUAAGCGGUGGCCAGCGGAAGCGUGUCAACAUUGGACUGGAGCUUGCAGCUCGGCCCACCAUCCUGAUGCUGGACGAGCCGACCUCCGGUUUAGAUGCCACUACGGCCCUUGACAUUGUUCGGUCGUUGCAGAAGCUCACGGAGAUCGGCAUGACUGUCGUCAUGGUUGUGCACCAGCCACGAUAUUCGCUGUUCACGCUGUUCCACGAGGUACUACUGCUCGGCCUGGGCGGCCAGACCGUAUACCUCGGCCCAAGCACUGGAGCGUUGCCUUACUUCAAAAGCCUCGGAUUUCCCAUUCCUCAGCACGAAAACCCGGCUGAUUGGUUCAUGGACGUGAUUUCCGGAAAAGUCCGGAAUGAAGGGGCCCCAUCUCCGUCCCGCAAACAGACAGAGCUAGCCAGUCACUGGAAAGAAGCCAAGCAAGGCCCAGAACGUUCCAUGGGACAUCGUCAUGCAACAAAUCCGGAUGACAAGUUCAAGUUCCAUAAUGCGGUUGACUCAAAGCUUGAGCUGCUUGGCUUGGGUGAGAUCAGAUCCAUAAGUGGUGGGCACUUCUCGCAAAUUCUCCAGUCAGCUGGCAUCUCGCCUUCGGAGCCUGCACUUGCAGAGAUGAAGAAGCGGAUUGGCUUUGAAGAUGACUCAGUGAGCCGCCGUGGGCUGGCGCGUUUCCUCUUGGGCUUGAGAAGUUCCUUCUCAAACGAUGCAUUGAGCGACCUGCCUGACUGGGAAAAGGACAUGGAGGCAUCUGAGGCAUCCAUGGUUUCAGGGGCCAGUUCACUAGCAACGGUGGAUAAGAAGAUGGUGGGAAAGAGGGCGCACUUCUGGCCACAGUACCGGGUCUUGCUCCACCAAAAUGCAAUUCGUUGGGUUCGAUUGUGGCAGCAGAAAACACUGAGCACUUUGCUGGUCAUAGCCGCUGCGAUUAUGUUCGGAGCACAGUGUACCGACAAGCUUGUGCCUGGGAACAUUUUGUGCCCCUUGAAGAUCAACCUUUCGCACUUGGCGGUUGGGCUGAUGGUCGGCAUAGCUUGCUUGCAAAUCUUUGGGGCUGAUCGGCCAACCUUCUGGCGAGAAAGCGCCAGCGGAAUAAGGGUGAUUGCUUUCUUCCUCGCGCGCAUCAGCGUUUCAUUGUUUGACGUGCUGUUGUGGACCUACAUCUACACGGCGGUUUGGAUGGCCUGUGCCUCAGCCCCAUGCCCGUACUGGAUAUGGCUGAUUGCUUUCCGCAUGACGGCAGUCAGCUCUGCCGGCAUUGGUCUUCUUCUUUCAGCCGUAGUUCCAGAGCACAGCUCAACAUUAGCCACUGCAGUUACGAUCCUGAUCAUGGGCGGUGGCAUCAGUGAACCACAAACAGUUGCGGAAGCGGCUGGUACCUUCAAGGAGGUCCUAGCAUUCUUAUCACCUUUUACAUGGGCGAUGGGUGAGAAUUAUUUGGCCGUCAUUGACUUGCAAGGUGGCGAGGAAGCAGUCAUAGAUUUCGCCAUCGACAUCGUUGAGGGCUACAAGAGCAUAAUUCUUUCACUGGGUGGUGAGUAUCUUGGAUACGUGACUGCAGCCUACAUCUCGUGUGGUGUCUUCGGCAUGUUGGCCUUGGUCUCGGGCUACUUGACGUUGCGAUUCUCUUAUCGCGGGAAACAGGCGUGA